Molecule: messenger RNA, 1955 nt
Organism: Misgurnus anguillicaudatus (oriental weatherfish)
Lineage: Eukaryota; Metazoa; Chordata; Actinopteri; Cypriniformes; Cobitidae
Source: RefSeq, a predicted model, not a curated record
GAAAUUAUUGAUAUUUACAAUCAAAAAAAUGUUAUAUUUUCAAAGGCAUGCACUCCUGUUGUGAUGGCUGCAGCAGCCCAGUCUGGGUGCAGUACUGAUUCAAUCCCUGACGAAGUGUACCACGCAUUCUCUGGACUCCCUCAGUCAACCCCUCUGAAGUGCAGAUUUGACCAUAAACACUUGAAGAUGGUUCUCACCAGCCCACCAGAAACCGUUCCAAAAACAAAGCCAUCAACAUCUGGUACAUACUUGGCCCUACCUCCCACCUGUGAACAGUCAAAGUCAGGGAACCCGAGCUCAACAGUUGCAUCUGAGACACUGGAGACAAGCAUGAGUUCCAUAGAGGCACCUAGUGUAGGGGAUGACUGCACAUUUCUUCCUCUGAGUAGUGAAUGUACAUCCACAAGAUCAUCUUCCUCAGACGUGAGCAUUGUGGGAGCAGAAAGGAGAGGUGAUUGGUCUGAGAGGAAGUGGAUUGUGAACGAGUCGGCCCUUAUGGAACUGUUUUCAACUUGUCACACAUGUGGUGUAUCCAUUACUGACAAGAAAAUCACCAGCUGUGGAUCAAAGAUCAAAAUAGAAUGGACUUGUCUCAAUCACCAUACAGGAGUGUGGCAGUCAUGUCCAGAUGUCAGGGGAAUCCCUGAGAAUAACCUAGUGUCCUCAGCAGCCAUUAUUUUCACUGGAACAACACAAAAUGAAAUUGCAGAGUGGGCCGAUCUUCUGAAUUUACAGCUUCCAAAGAAGACAUCGUACUACUCACUACCGUCCACUUAUAUGAUACCUGUAAUUCACAAAGCCUACACUGACAUACAAGAAAAAAAUAUCCCCCAACUCCAGGAAGCAGCGUCUCAUGGUGGACACACAGAUAUUUGUGGUGAUGCAAGAUCUGACUCCCCAGGCUACAGUGCCAAGUACACCUGUUACAGCUUCAUGGAUGAUGCAACAAAGAAGAUAAUUAUGUCAGACCUAAUUCAGGUAUCUGAGACUACGAGUUCACCAGCAAUGGAGUCUGUUGGUUUCCGGAGGGGUCUGGAUCGUCUGCUGGACUCUGGAGUUAGUGUUGAUGUUGUUACGACUGACCGGGCUCCAUCAAUACGGAAGAUCAUGAGGGAGUCUUAUCCGGAGCUCAGACAUCAGUUUGACCCAUGGCAUGUUGCUAAAGGUGUAAAGAAGAAAGCAACUGCAGCAGCAAGGAAGAAGGAAAACCGGGAUCUGCAGCCUUGGAUCAAGUCUCUGGGCAAUCACUUCUGGUGGUCAUGCAGUUCUUGUGGUGGUGAUGAGAAGGAGUUGAGACGCCGGUGGACCUCUAUCCUGUAUCAUGUGUGUGGUGUUCACCGAUGGGAAGAAAAUGGGCAGGAGUACAGGUGUUACCAUGACGACCUCAUCGAUGACCAACAAAUAAGAAAGAAAUGGUUGAAGAAGGGGUCUGCUGCCUGGAAUGCUCUCAAGGCUGUCGUACUAGAUAAAAAUCUCUUGAGGGUCUUCAGUCAGUUGACUUUAUUCAAGCAUACCGGGAACCUUGAAGUGUUCCACAGCUCUAUGCUGAAGUACGCAGAGAAGAGGCGCCACUUCACAUAUGUCAGUAUGCAGGCAAGGCUUCAACUGAGUGUCAUUGACCACAACCUCAAUGUUGACCGUCAGCAGGACCGUACUCAGUCUGGAAAAGAAAAGUACAAUGUUAUUUACUCCAAGCAAUCAAAGCAGUGGGUUGUAAGGAAGCUGUAUGAGUCAACAUCUCAGGAUUUUCGGAAAGAAUUGGUGCAACAAGUCAUUCAACGGCGAGUUGACAAGAGUGUCAGGCUUGGAGAUCCAGCGUUCCACAUCCAUCCUCCAGUCAGCAUACCAACCAACAUUGCUCCUACUCCAAAGCCAAACAAGGACGAUUUGGUUGCCCAACAUGCAUCACGUUUUCUCCAAAAACAUACGGAGGAUGUCUGAGACAGAAGAAGCCU